AUGGAAAGACUUAAAUCUCUUAAGAGUAUCCAUCAAAUUCCCAUUAUUGCCAUCCUAGAGCCUUUUUCUGAUAGCAUUCAGAUUCAGUACUUCAGAAAUCAACUCAACAUGGACCAUGCUAUUAGUAAUCCAAAUGGUAAGAUUUGGCUUUUUUGGACCAAGGAUGUAGACUGCAGGAUAUUGGAAAAUGAGGAGCAGUUGAUUACUUGUGAAUUUAAUCAUGUAAUGAAUCCAAAUCAGUUCAUAGUUACCUUUGUAUAUGCAAAAUGCAAAGAUCAUCUCAGAAGACCUCUGUGGGAUAGCAUGCUACAACAGUCAGCCACCUCCCUUCCAUGGUGCACAUUAGGUGAUUUCAAUGUUAUCACAGACCCUCAAGAAAAGUUGGGAGGUGUCACUUACAAUAUGAAAAAGAGCCUUGAGUUCAUCAGCAUCAUAGAAGCUUGUGGACUACAAGAUCUUGGGUUUUGUGGUCAGAGAUACACUUGGUCUAAUCUAAGGGGUAUAAUGUUCAGAAUCUGGAAGAGACUUGACAGAGGAAUGGUCAACGAUAAGUGGCUAGAGAUGAUGCCUCAGACUACCAUUACUUAUCUACUCUCUGUGGGUUCAGAUCACUGCCCCUUACUGCUGGAGAUGACUGAUCAAAACCAACAACACACCAAAUAUUUCAAAUUCCUUAACUGCUGGACAGAACAACCAUCUUUCUUGGAUACUGUUAGUAAUUGCUGGAACAGGACCAUGGAGGGUAAUCCAAUGUGGUGUUUCCAUCAGAAAAUGAAGAGGUUGGCAGCCACUCUUAGUACUUGGUCCAGAUUGCAAUUUGGUGAUAUAUAUGCCAAAGUUAAAGAAUAUGAAGACAAGACUAGACAUGCAGAGGAAGAGCUAAUCUCUAGUAAUUCUGAAGAGAAUAGAACAAAGCUCCAUGCCAUCAAUGCAGAGUAUAUAAAAUACCUGAAACUGGAGGAAUCCAUGCUAAAGCAAAAAACUCAGUUGCAUUGGUUCAAAGAGGGUGAUGUGAAUUCCAAGUAUUUUCAUGCCUUGAUAAGAGGAAGGAGGAGGAAAUUAUACAUCCAUAAGAUCCAGAAUGAGGAUGAUAAUUGGGUACAAGGUGAAGAAAACAUAGCCAAAGCUGCAUGUGAACACUUCCAAGCCAUUUUCACUGGUGAGGAGACACAAAUUCAGGAGCAUACCCUCCAAUGUAUUCCCAGGAUGGUCACUGAUGAGCAUAACAGAAACCUGAAAGCUAUCCCUACAAUGGAGGAGUUGAGAACUGUAGUGUUUUUAAUGAAUCCCAAUUCAGCUGCUGGACCUGAUGGAAUGAAUGGCAAGCAUGGAUUCUUUCAUUCCACAAGAGGCCUUAAGCAAGGGGAUCCAUUAUCACCAGCUUUGUUUAUCAUAGGUGCUGAAGUCCUCUCUAGGCUCAUGAACAACCUUCAUCAACACCCCCAAUAUCAUGGUUUCCUGAUGGCUAAAAAGGGCCCUCAAAUUAAUCAUCUCAGUUUUGCAGUUGACAUCAUCAUAUUCUCAUCUGGAAGAUCUCAUACCUUAAAGCUUAUCAUGGAGACACUACAUACCUAUGAGCAUGCUUCAGGCCAAUUGAUCAACAGAGACAAGAGUAACUUCAUGGUACCCUCAAAUGCCUUCAACUCUACUGUUAGAAGAAUCAAGAAAGUUACAGGCUUCAAGCAAAAGAACAGCCCUAUCACAUAUCUGGGGUGUCCUCUUUACAUUGGUAGACAGAGGAUCAUCUAUUAUUCUGAGCUUAUAGCUAAAGUUGUGGCUAGGAUAGCUGGAUGGCAGGCAAAAUUAAUUAGUUAUGGAGGAAGAGUUACUUUGAUUAAGCAUGUCAUCCAAGCACUUCCUAUUCACUUGUUAUCUGCUAGUUCCCCUCCUGCAACCACUAUCAAGCAAAUUCAAAGCAUCACAGCCAAUUUCUUCUGGGGGUGGAAGAAUGAAAGGAGGAAAUAUCAUUGGUCUUCUUGGAAGAAUCUGAGUUAUCCCUAUGAAGAGGGUGGUAUUGGAGUGAGACUAAUAUCAGAUAUUGCCAAGUCUUUCCAAUACAAACAAUGGUGGAUAUUCAGAACUAAGAAUUCCUUAUGGAGUGAGUUCCUCAAAGCUAAGUACUGUCAGAGGUCAAAUCCUAUAACCAAAAAAUGGCACACAGGACAGUCUCUGAUAUGGAAGCACCUCAUGAAGAACAAGCACAAUGUUGAGCCUCAUAUCCAAUGGCAGAUACAGUCUGGUUCUUGCCUCUUUUGGUGGGAUAAUUGGUUGGGAGUUGGCCCCUUAGCUAUUUCAGAACUGGUCUCUCAGAAAGCACCUCCUCAGUUUGUACCUAGCAUCCUGGCAAGUAACAUCAACUAUCAGCCCCACAAACUUGAUCAGGCCUCUUGGAAGCCUAAUAGCAGUGGGGAAUUUAGUUGUUCUUCUGCCUGGGAACUUAUCAGGGACAAAAGGAGUAAGACAAGAAUUAACUCUCAAACAUGGCACAAACACAUUCCUUUUAAGUGUUCCUUCCUACUCUGGAGAGCACUUAGAGGGAAACUACCUACUAAUGAAAAACUUAUCAGCUUUGGAGAAGCCCCAGCCCAAUGUUACUGUUGCCAUAGAGCUGGUUUGGAUACCAUUGACCAUAUAUUUGUUUCUGGAAACUUUGCCAGGAAGGUUUGGAGUGUAUUUUCUGAUUCUCUGGGUAUUAGUAAAGAAUACACACCCCUUAGAAACCUGAUAAUGAGGUGGUGGUCCAGUAAUUACAGUAAUGAGGUCCAUAAACUUAUCCUACAAGCAACUCCAAUCUUCAUAUGUUGGAACCUAUGGAAAAAUAGAUGUGCCAUCAAAUAUGGAGGGAAGCAGUCCAAUAUUACAAGAGUGAUCUACUCAGUCUUCAAGGAUAACUUCAACCUUCUAAGCACUACCUACUCAUAUAUCAGCUGGCCAAAUAGAUGGAAGGAACUGGUCCUUUUUGUGGAAAAAUGUACUAAUGAAGUUAAUGUUAGUACUGUCUACUGGAGAAAACCUUCAGCUCACAUGGUGAAGCUGAACACUGAUGGUAGUGCACUUCACAACCCUAGAAAAAUAGGAGGGGGAGGAUUGCUAAGGAACAAUCAAGGAGAUCUUCUCUUUGCUUUCUCAACCCCUUUUGGAGAAGGUACAAACAACCAAUCUGAAAUAUUGGCAGCCAUCUUUGGUUUGACUUGGUGUCUCCAAUUAGGAUAUACUAAAGUGAUCCUUGAAGUGGACUCUGAGCUAGUAAUCAGAUGGAUAAAACACCUAGCUCAACCACCAUGGACUGUCAGAACACAACUCCAACAACUGCAGGAUAUCAGUCAUCAAUUCCAGGUUUUCAAAUGCAGCCACACUUACAGAGAAGCCAAUUUUACAGCUGAUAUUUUGUCCAAACAUAGCCACAAAUGCACUACUCCACAGAUAUAUCUCAAUAAACAAGAGCUUCCCAAAGAGGCAAGAGCUUACUUUGAGCUUGACAAACUGGAAAUGGCCAACUUCAGAAGAAGAAGGCUUAAGAGAAUCAAGAAGCCACCAUGA
Molecule: messenger RNA, 3540 nt
Organism: Solanum dulcamara
Lineage: Eukaryota; Viridiplantae; Streptophyta; Magnoliopsida; Solanales; Solanaceae
Exons: 3
Coding region: 1-3540 (1179 amino acids)
Molecular function (GO): nucleic acid binding; RNA-DNA hybrid ribonuclease activity
Source: RefSeq, a predicted model, not a curated record